AUCUAUUUACGAUGUGCGUUUUUUUUGUUUAGUGCCCUACGGACGGAUGAAUUUGUUGUUUUUUAUUAUUAAUUCUUUAUUUCUCUCACUGUAUUUUUAGUAAAGACGUUUGUAAUUUGCACAAAUUAAUAGUAUUUUCGUUUUGUCUGACUGCCAUCGCUCGUGCUUGUGUUUUAUUCGAUUUUUCUGUCUGAACUAUUGAUCGAAAUCGGUGGACGCAGGACACAACGCACGCAGGUACGCCGCUUGAUGUUACGGCUAGUUACCGACAAUGAUCGAAAACGCGGAACUAGUUAUGCAGAUGCUAGAGAUGUACCAGAUGUACAAGCAACAGGUGCCCGUGGAGCUAGAAGAGUACCUUAGGUACGUCGCUAAGACAGGUAACACGCUAUUUCAAUGGUCGUUAGUCAAACCAUUCAUACGCGAAAAGAUACUGAACGUCAUUGCUGAGUUUGCUGACCAGUCUGCGCUUGCUGACAUACCUCCGUACCCGAAUGUUGAUCCAUUCAACUACGAGGCCAUGAAGACCAUGUUGCUGGAACGUUUCGACACUUUCAAUGGGCCACCAUUCACCAUACAGAGGCUCUGUGAGCUUUUGUCCUGUCCAAGAAAAGAGUAUAACCGUGUGGACAAAUUUAUGCGUGCUGUUGAAAAGAACAUAUUGGUUGUUAGCACUUGCGAGUUGAGGUCAAAACAUGAAGAUAUUAUUGUCAACGGUGUUCCAGAUCAUUGGGAAAACGGAAAAGAAUCUGAUAUUACCAUGGACUUAGUUGAUAAAAGUAAUGUUGUCUCAGAUAUUAAUGUUUUGAAUGGUAAUGAAACAGUCGAAAGUCUUUUGAACGAACUUGAGUCAAUGAAAACACCAGAAACCAAACAAGAUGAAAUCAAGACAGAACUUAAAGAUCACAUUGUUGUUGCAGAAGUUCCCGACGAAGUUGAACAAGGUCUUCCAACUGAACAACCCACACAAGAUAUUCCUCAAAUUGUAAUCACUGAAGAUACACCACCUCAGAUUAUAGAGUCUACAGAAGAAGUAGAGAAAAUUAACACAGAUUUUGUUGAAGUUAUUCAGGAAUCUAUGGUUGAUUUGCCAAAAGAGCAAAUCUCUGAAGUCUGUGAAAUUCAACCAGUUGUAGUAAAAGAACAACCAAAUUCUGUUGAAGAACAGAAGGAAAUAUCUUAUGAUAUAAAUCUUGAAGUCAACGAACCUAAUUCUAAAGAACCGAUAAUAGAGGGUAAUAAUUUGGAUCAUUCUGAAUUAACAUCAACAGAUGCAGAUCGAAUAGAAGGUUCAAUUAUUCAUCAAACCCCAGAUUCUGAAAAUAAUGUGGAAUUAGAUACAGCUGCUUCACAAUCAGAAAUUUUAUCUGAUAAAUCAAAAAAAGGCAUUGAAAAUAUGGAUGUUCAAAUUGAGGAAAUAUCUAAAUGUAUUAAACCAGAAAUAAAAUGUGAUAAUAUACAAAAAGAAAAUACAGAACCAACAGGUAUUGAUGAAAAUGACAAAGAGCAAGAUGAUGCAUCUUCUGUUGAUGUUAACUUGUCAGCUAUAGACACAAUUUCUACAAAAAUGGACAUAGAACUUGAUAAAAUUGAAAAUGAUCUUACCCAACAAGAAGUUAUACCAGUAAAUGAAGAAACAGAGGCAGUUGAACCUAAGACAAUACUUGAAGCACCUCAAGAAAAGGAUGAAAACAAAUUGACUGAAAUUGAAUAGUCUUGGUAAAUAUUAGACCUAAAAGAUAUUUUAAACUUUGACUGGUUAGGUUAAUAUUGAAAUUGUAUCUAUUAGAUAGGUAGGUAAAGUUAAA
This is a messenger RNA of Sipha flava (yellow sugarcane aphid), 1808 nucleotides long. RefSeq names its product serine/threonine-protein phosphatase 4 regulatory subunit 2 (gene PPP4R2r). Gene Ontology annotation, molecular function: protein phosphatase regulator activity. The record is from RefSeq and is a predicted model, not a curated record. Gene Ontology annotation, cellular component: cytoplasm; protein phosphatase 4 complex; nucleus. NCBI's taxonomy places the organism in Eukaryota, Metazoa, Arthropoda, Insecta, Hemiptera, Aphididae. Gene Ontology annotation, biological process: protein dephosphorylation. The coding region runs from base 272 to 1714 and encodes 480 amino acids. The transcript has a single exon.